AUGGAAUAUAAUGUUAAAAAAUUUACAAAUUAUAAAAAUUCUCUAAACAAUGAAACUAUUUCAAAGAGAAACUUAAGUAUAACUGAAAAGAAAAAUGAAAAAAAUAAAAGUAUAUUAUCGCACGAAAAUGUGUAUUAUUCUAAAUAUAAAAAUGUAUUUAAUUCUGGUAAUAAUAAAUUUUCAUAUAAUUUAAAUAAUUGUAAGGAUAAAAAUAAUUUAAAAGACACAAAGGGUAAAGAUUAUAUAGAAAAUUCAGAAAACAUAAACAAUUCGUAUAAGAAAAAUGAUUCAGAUAAUUUAAGAAAUAAAAAUUAUAUAAGUAUAUUAAAAAAUAUUGAUAGUAAAAAUAAGAAUAUCACAUAUAAAAGAAAAUCAAUUUUUGAGGAAAAAAAGCAAAAUGAACAAAAUAUCAACAUAAAAAAAAAAUAUAUAGAAAAUGAUAAGAAAGUUAAUGAACUUAAUAAAGUGGAAAAUGUAAAUUUAGAAAAAAAUAAAAACAUAGAAUGUUUUAAUUCAAUUAAUGAAUUUAAUGAAUUAAAAUCAGUCGCAACACAUUCAGAAAAAAUAGAAACUCUAAAACUAAAGAGUACUAUUAAAAAUAAUAAUGAAAAAUUUUUACGUAUUAGAAAAGUAUGGGCUAAUUUAAAAAAUAAUAAUAAUGAAUCAAAAUUUAAAUUUAUAGAAAAACCUAUCUUUGAUAAAAAAGAUAAAAAAAUACCUAUAAAUGAAAGCAUAAAUAUAAAUAACAAAAAUAGUACAUUAAUUGGAAUUGAUAAAACGAAAAAUGAAACAACACAUAAUGAAAAUAAGAAAAUAAUUCCCAAAAUAUCUCUUAUUAAAAAUAAUAAAAAAAAUCAAAUAUAUAAUGAGAUAAAACAAAAUCAUAUGUCUAGUAAAAUUCUAAAAAAUAAAAUUGAUGAAACUAUUGGUUCAGAAACUGAUAACAUAAAAAAGAAUGUUAUAAAUUUGAAAUUGAAAGAAAUUAAUAAGCCUUCAUUAUUAAGUAUUAAUAAAAAGGAAAAAAGUAUAAACAAAUUUACUAGAUUUUCACCUAAAUAUCUCUUAAAUAAUUCUAAGUCUUCUUUUAAAAAAAAAACAACUAAUUCAAUGUCUAACGAAAAAUUUCAUGAAGAUCUUAAAAAGAUUUUAAUUAACACAAUUAUAAAUCCUCAAAAAGAAAAAAAUAUGUCAGAUCAACUUUUUCCAAAAAAUACAUAUGAAUUUUCUAAAAGAGGAAAUAUUUCUUUAAAUAAAAGUAAUUUAAUUAAUAAAGAAAAUCCUGAAAGUGCUAUUAAAAAUGUUUUCUCUAAAAAUUCAAUAAACAUAAAAGAAAAAAUACCAUUAAUAAAAAAUCAAAAUAAUUUUGAUACAAAGCAAAAGAUAAUUAGAAGAUUUUCUACAGUACAUGAUAGCCAACGUUUUAUUUUUAAUAAAAAUAAUUUUACGAGAAGAUUUAGCAUUUCGAAUGAUGAAGAAAAAUAUGUAACAAAUAAUAAAAGUAACUUAAUUCAUGAUAAGCUUAAAUUGAAUUCUGGUGAUAAUAAGUUAAAAUAUGAAAAAAGUAUCCAAUUAAAAAAGAUUCAAAUAAAUAGUAGCCUGAAUUGUCCAAGUAGUGUAAAUGAUAAAGAUAAUUAUGAAUCUAAUAUAUUAUAUAAACAUAUUAAUAAUAUAGGAGAAAGCAAAAAUAUUUUAAGAGGGAGAGAAUCUGCUUAUGUUAAGAAUUUUCCAUUAUUAAAUAAAAGAAAUAUUACACUAGAAAGUACUAAAAAAGAAAACAAAGUGAAUAAAUCAAAAAAUUUGGAAAAUAAAAAUGAAUUAUUAUCAAACAUACCGAAAAAAUUAAAUACGUUAAAUUUACCAAUAAGAAAAAUGAAUGUUUCAAAUAUAAAUAAAGAAUGCUCUUUUCUUAAUAGAAAUUUUAAAACAAAUAUAUAUAAAAAUUACAUUCAUUUAAAAGAAAAUAUUAAUAUUAAAUCAAAAAGUAAAUUGAAAGAAAAUUCAAAAAAAAAUUCUUCAUCUGUUAAUAAAAUUGUAAUAAAAAAUAAUUCAAGCAUAUCUAAUAAUUCCUUAAUUAAGGAAAAAAAUAACUUAUUAAAAAAUAAAAUAUAUAUGCAAUAUAAUAAUAAGGAAAAUUUAAAGUUAGGUGAUAAUAUUAAAUUGAAUAGAAAUAACAUUAAUGAAAAUUAUUUAAGAAAUAAUGAUCAAAUAACGGAAAAAGAAAGUAAAAAAUAUAAUGAAAACAAAGAUUAUUCUCAACCAAAAACUAAUUUACAUGAAGAUAAACUUUAUAAAACUUGUUUUUAUGAAGAUAUAUUAACUAAUAAAGAAGAGAUUCAAGAUGAUUCUAUGAUAUUAUUAAAAAAUAAUUUGAGUGAGGGAAAUGAUAAAAUUAAGAGCAUACCUAAUUUAAACAAUGAAUAUGAAAAACUGUCUAAUUUGAAUUCUAAUAAUUACAAUUCAAAUGAGAAAUAUGUAUCAGAGGAUAUUUUACUGCAUACAAAAACAAAAUAUAUAUCCUCUAUAAAAAUAAAAAAAUCUAAUAACCAUAAUGAACAAAAAAUAAUUGGAAAUAAACUUAUAUUUUAUAAUAAUAAGAAUAAUUGUGAAGAUAACUAUAAUAAUGAAAAAUAUUUUUCUCUAAAAGGAGAAGAAAAAUCUAUAAAACAUUUAAAAUUUGACGAAUUAGAAAGCAAUUGUAAAGAAUACAACAAUGAUAAUAAUUUAAAAAAAAAAGUAAAUCUUCAAUUUAGCAAGGAAAAUAUUUCAUCAAGUAAAAAAAUUACAAAUAUACUUGAUGAUAAAAGAAUAAAUGAAAAUUCACAAUAUGAUGAAAACAUAGAGAAUACAUUUAUAGAUAACACAGAGAAAAAAAAUAAGCAAAUGAAUACUAGUAAAAAUUUCUAUAAAUUAAAUAUAGAUAACGAAAUCUUACAUGAUGAUAAAUUAAAAAACAAAAUAAAUGAAAAUUAUUCAAUUUCUAAGAAAAAUAAUGAAACAUGUGAAUACAUUAACAAUGUUAUAACUGAAUAUAAGACUGAUCAAAUUAUUCAUAAAAAAGAAAUAGAAAAUAUUGAAAAUGAUAAUUUAGAAAUAUUAUGCCAUGAAAGCAAUAAUGAUGAAAAUAAACAUAAUGUGACUUCAUUUAUUCAUAAUGAUAAACAAAGAGAUGAACAUAAAUCAAUUAAAGAAAAUAAAGAAGAGAUAAAGAAUGAUAUGGGUAUAAAAAGAUGUAUAACGAAAAAUAUAAAUAGAGACAAAAUAAAAUUACAAACUAAUUCAAAUAAAGUUUUUGAUAUUACAAAAGAAAUAGAGGAACAAGAAACUUUAAUAAAUCUUACAAAUAAAAAAAAUAAACAUGAAACAGACAAUAUAUCACUCUUGAAUAAUGUAAAUUUAAGUGUUUUAAUGCUUUCAGAUAGUCAUAUAGAAUACUCUGAUGUCAUAUAUGGUAAAAAGGAAAAAUCAAAUAUAUACAAUGAAAAUGGAAAUAUAAAAGAAAAUAAAAAUGAUUUAAAUAAAAAAAAAAAACUAGAAAAAUUAAAUUAUGAAGAUGUUUUAACUUCAAAAAAGGAUCAUAUAAUAAAUUAUGAAAAGUGGGAAUAUUUAAAAGAAAAAAAAAAUAAGGAUUUUAUUAAAUUUAAUAAAAAUAACAGUGACAUGGAAAAUGCUGAGAAGGAUAUGGAAAUAAAAAAAAGUAAAAGUUUGAUUAUAAAAAAUGACUGCAAAAAAAUGAAUAAAUAUAAAUAUGAUUAUUCUGAUAAAAAGGAUGAAGGAAAAAAAAAAAUUAAUUAUAUAUCAAAUAACAAUAAAAUAGGAACCAACCAACAUAUAGAAAAGAAGAAAAAAGAAAAUAUUAUUUUAGAAAAUGAAAAUCACAUAAAGAGUGAAAGAUAUUUAAAUUUAAAUAAUAUAUCUAAAAGAUCUCUUUCAAAUAAAUUCCUGAAUGAAGAAAAGAAAAAAAAUGCAAAAUAUAAUUUCUAUUUAAAAUUUAAAAAUAAUUAUAACCUUAGUGUUAAUAAGAUAAAAACAAAAAAUUUAAAGAAAAGAAGAAUAAAUAAAAUAUAUGACAAUAUAUUUCAUUUAAAUGAUGAAGAAAAAAAUAUAGAUAAUGAAUCUCAAGCCAAUAUAAAUUUUCAUAGAAAAUAUGACAAAAAAAAAAAAAAUGUUAAAAAAAGAAAAAUUGAAAAAUUUUCAAAUGUUAAUUUAAAUCAUUUAAAAAAGAAAGAAAAAGAAAAAUUAAAUAAUCCUUCUGAAGGAUAUAGUAUUGAAGAAAACAAUGAAAUGGAAUACACUAAAAACUACAAAACAACUGAUGAAGAAAAAAAAAAUAUCUUAAAAAAUAGUCAUAUAUUAGAUAAUGAAACGUAUUAUUGCAAUAAAAAGAAAAUUAAUGAUUUAGUUAAAAUUGAAGAACAUAAUUAUGAAGAGAAAAAAGUAAAAAUAUCAGAAGAAUGUGAACAAUUAGAAGAAAAUUUAGAGAAAAAUAAAAAUAUAUUUUUUUAUGAGCAUGAGUGGAUGAACAUAAUUUUCCAAAUUAUAAAUAAUGAUAAAUUUUAUUUAGCAGAAAAAUUGAUGAUUUUAAUUUUUGAAAAAGAAGAAUCGUUAUACAAGUCAUUCAUAGAAAAAAAAAGGUCAAAAGAGAAAAAUAAAAAUGAUUAUAAUGAAAAUCAAACAGAUGAAAAUAAUAUCAAUAAAAAUGUGAAUAAAAUAAAUAGGGAAUUGUCUGAUUUUAUGAAGCAAAUUGUGAACAGUUGUCCAGAAGAAUGGCCACUAUUAGAUAUAGCUAUUCUAAUUAUAGUUUCACAAAUAGUUUGCUUUAUUUUUAUUUAUAAUAAAUGGAAUUUUUUUUGUGAAAGUUGCAGAAUAUUUGAAAAACAUUGUAUUGCUAUUUUAUUAAAUUCAUCAAUAAUUAAUUUUAAAAAAAAUGAUAACACAAUGCUUAUGUUUGAACAUUUUUUUUUUUAUAAAAUUAUUAUACCUAAGAAUUAUAAACCAUCUAAUAAUACUUUAAAAUAUCAUACAAAUUAUUUAAAAAAUGAUUAUCUAAUUAAAGAAAAAACUAUUUUAGAUGUAAUUUUUUUGGCAUUAGCUUGUUAUAUUACUAUUAGCCAUAAUUUAAAUGAAUAUAUAGAAAAAAAUAAUAUCAUAUGUUAUUUAAAUGUAUUUCAUAAAAAUUUUGAUAAAAAGGAGAGAUUAAAAGAUGAAGAAAAUAGAAAAACAAGUAAAAGAAAAAAAUGCAAAUUGUUAAUGAAUAAAUGGGGUUCUACCAAUAGUAAAAAAAUAAAAUACAGAUUUUCAGAAAAUUUACACAAAAAUAAAUUAAAAAUAUAUAAUGAUAACAAGAAAAAAAGAAGAAAAACUUAUUUUGAACAAAAUUUGAGAAAAAGGAUGAGUAUACUAAGAACAACAAAAUGUAUAAACAAAAAAGAGAAUAAUAAAAAAAAAAAUAUUCACUUAAAAAAAAUAUGUACAUAUAAGGAAGAGAAUAUUAUUAAUGAUAAUUCUAAAGCAACAGAAAAUUAUUUAGAAAAUGAAUCAAUCAUUAACAAUGAUAAAGAAGAUAAAACAGAUAAAAUAGAAAAUUCUCAAAUAAGUAACAAUAUAAAUAAUUUUGUUUUAUUUAAAAAUAAUAAAAUUGAUACAAUUGUAAAAUAUCAGACAAAAACAAAUUUUGAAAAAUUGUUGUGCUUAAUAAUAAUAGAAAUUUUUAAUUUAAUUUACGACAGUAGAGAAUAUUCAGUUGAGAAUGUUUUAAUUAUAAGAAAAUUCUUUCGUGUAUUUCUAAAUUUUGCUCAAAAAAAAUUUAUAUCUAUAUCUAUUCAUUUACAUUUUUUAAAAAGAAAUGAAAUAAAAAAAAAUUACAAAGAAGAAAAGAAUCAUGAAAAUAAUAAAAUAAAACAAACAGAAAAUGAUACAAAAAACAUAAAUGAAAAUUAUAAUGAAAAAAAUUAUAAAAAGGUAAAUAGUAAAAAUAUAAUUGAUAAUGAUAAUAAAUCGAAUAAUCUUAUACCACUGCCUAAUCAUAUAUAUGAUAAUUAUAAUAAUAUAUGGACAUGGGUGGAAAGAAUAUUUUCUGAGAAUUUUUAUGAAAUAAAUAAUAUGUUAUAUAAUUUGUGUUCAACUAAAAAAAAUAAUGUAGAAAAUAAUGAAAUAAACAUUAAUUAUGAAAAAAUAGAAUUAAUUAGCCAAAAUAUUAAAAGAUAUUCUUCUUUACAAAAACACAAUUGUUCUAUUUUAAAAAAUUAUUGGAUAAUUUUCGGCUUAAAAGAAAGAAUUAGCAGUAUAUGUUUAUCAUCAAAUUCUUUACUUUCUUAUCAUCAUUUUCCAAAAAAUUUUUUACAUAAAGAGAGUAUUACAAAAAAAAACAUUUUUUUUAAAUUAGAAAAAAAAGAUUUCAUAUAUGAUACACUUACUUUAUAUUUUUUAUCAUGGAUAGAAUGUAUUUGUAAAGUAUUUCUUUCAAUUAACGAAAUCCCAUCUUUCCUACACCUACAAAAUAAGAAAUAUUUCAUGAAUGAUAUAAUUAAUAAAAAUGAAAAUAAAUUAUCAUUAUUUAAUAUAUCGUUAAAAAAUAGUAGCUCUAACGAAUAUAUAGUCAAAUGUAAAGAGAAUGAUAAUAAUGAUUGUUAUGAACAAAAUGAAAAAGAAAAUAGUAGUUUUUUAUUAAAACAAAUUAAAACGAAGUUAAAAAUAUAUGAUAUACAGUGGCAUGAAAAGUAUGAAAAAAAAUAUUUGGAUUUAUUAAUAUGUAUGAAAAUAAUGAAAAAAAAAUUUAAACAAAAAAAAAUGUUCAAGAAAAUUAUGAAAUAUAAUAUAUCAUCUAUUUGGUUAAAUAAAAGCCAAAUUUAUUUACAAUAUAUUCAAAUAACAAUUAACUGUAAAUUUUUUUUAGGGUGUUCUUAUCAUGAGAUAUAUUUGUUUAUAAAAAAAAAUUAUGAACUUCUUAUUAACAUGAUAGAUCAUAAUGUAGAUGAAAAAAGAAAUUAUGAUGAAUGUACAAAUGAAAAAGGGAAAAAAAUUUAUAAUGAAGAUGAAAAUAAAUAUGCUUAUGAAAAUGAAAAUAUAAUUAGUGAAAAUAUUUUGUUAAUGGGUUGGGAAAUUGCGAAUUUUUACUUUUGUAUACUUUAUUUUAAACUAGAACUAAAAAGUAUUUUAAUAGAAAUAUUAAAAUGGAUAAAAUUUUUUGAAAAAAAUGGAAAAAAUUUCUAUGAUUUUUUUAAAUUUCGUUGUGUAACAUAUAUUUUACAUAUAUUUAUUUUUUCAAAUAAAUAUAAAUGUGCUCAAAAAAUAAUUAAACGUAUAUCUCAUGAUUAUUUUAAAUGUAACUUUUUAAAAAUGGGAUCUAAAAAUUUAUUAAGAAAUAAUAAUAAUGAUAAUUCUACCACUGCUGGUAAUAAUAAUUCUACCACUGCUGGUAAUAAUAAUUCUACCACUACUGCUAAUAAUAAUUCUACCACUGCUGAUAAUAAUAAUAUUAACAAUAAUAGUAAUAAAAAAUAUCCUAGAAGUAAUUUUCCAACAUCUGAAAAAAAAGAAUUAUAUUCUCAUAUUUUGAAUAAAUGUUAUUUAUAUGAUAAAUGGAUAAAUUUCAAAAUGAAAAAAUAUAAUAAUAUUAUUAUAUAUUUAUUAAAAAAGAAAAACAUUGUUAAAUUAAUUCAAUUUAAUAAUAAAAAUUUAAAUAUUCUUAUAAAAAAGAAAAAAGAGAAAAAAUUAAUAAGAAAAGUUAGUUUUAAAAUGGCAAAAUUACAAAAUAUAUUACUAUCACUUUACCAUCUAUGUAUCAAAUUAUAUAAAAGUUAUUAUUAUCAUUCGUCUAUUUUGCAUUAUGAUACUUCACAACAAAUUUUAGCUGCAUCUAAAUAUUUAAACAUUGUUAUAAAAAAAAAAGAAAUAAUAAUGAAUUAUUUUCCUUUAUAUUUUAAUAAUAAGAAAAAUAUAAAAAAAAAAAAUAUUAUAAAUGUUUCCAAUUCUUUUACAGAUUCUCAAAGUUUAUUAAGUGUAGAUAGUAUUUUUAAUGAAAGUGCAAAUUUAUUAAAAAUUCCUUCUUUAAAUAAUGAAGAAAAUAAUAAUUAUUUAUAUGAAAAUAAUAAAGAGUAUUUAAAAUCAAAUAUAGAAAAUAAUAUGAAUAAUAUAAAUAAUAAUGAAAAUAAUGAAAAUAAUAAUGAAAAUAAUGAAAAUAAUGAUUUAUUUUAUCUUCAUGCUCUUAUCCUUAGUAUACAGAUACAAUAUACAUUAUCUAUUUCAAUUAUUAUAUGUUCUGAUUUAUUUAAUUUUCCUAGAAAAUUGAAAAAAUUAAAAAAAAUUAAUAAAAAAAAUAAAAAUGUUCAAAAGGAUAAUUACAAAAUUUUAAAAUUUAUUUCUUCUUUAUUUAAUUAUAAAAUUCUCUGUAAACAUUAUAGAAUUAUAAACGGGAAUAAUUCUAACAAGGAUGAGAAAAAAAAAAAAAAAAAAAAAAAAAAAAUUAGUAACACUAAUAAUUUAUAUAAUGAUAUUAAUAAUAAUAAUUUAGAUAUUACUUAUUCAAAAAGAGAAAAUGUGGAUAACAAUUUUUUAUUUAGCGAAAUAAGUAAUAGUACAAGUAAAAUUUGUAAUAAUGAUUUUAUGUUACCAAAAGAAAAUAUUGACCAAAAGGUAAUGAAAGAAACAAAUAUUUCUUUAAGUGAUUUUAAUAAUAUAUUAGAUGAAGAAAAUAAUAGAUGUUAUAAUUCAGAUAUUAUUAUAUCAUCAAAAAAUAACUAUCAAGAAUUGAAUGAUAAAUUAUCUACUUUAAGUGAUUCUAUUUCACUUAGCUAUAAAAAUUAUAAGAAUUAUAUUUUAAAGAAAAAAAAGAAAUAUAACCACUCUAAUAAAUUAAAAAUAAAAGAUGAUAUGAACAUAAAAAAUAAUCUUCACAUUUUAAUAAAAAUUUCAACUUGGCUAAGUAAGAACUCUGCAUCUCAACUAAUAUGGAUAGCACAGAAAUUAUUUAAAAUGUAUCUACCUGAAUUACUAUGCAUUAUUUUAGCGCUUCAAGCAAAUAUGUUUAAGAAUAAAAAUAUUUUGACAAAUAUAAAACGAAUUGACAGAAUUUUGAAAUUAUGCUCAGAAAAUCCACAGUUAGUUUAUUUUGCUACAGAAUCAUUAAAAGGUUACAAAAAUAAAAAAAAUAUAAAGAAAUAUAAAAAUUAUUUUGAGAUAAAUAAGAAAUAUAAAGAAAUAUUUUUGAAAAAAAAAAAAGACAUAAUUAAUUCAGAAGACAUUUUAUAUAAAGUCUGUAGUUAUUUUUUUAAUUAA
Molecule: messenger RNA, 9273 nt
Organism: Plasmodium gallinaceum
Lineage: Eukaryota; Apicomplexa; Aconoidasida; Haemosporida; Plasmodiidae
Product: conserved Plasmodium protein, unknown function
Exons: 3
Coding region: 1-9273 (3090 amino acids)
Source: RefSeq, a predicted model, not a curated record